CCUGCCUUCUAUUUGGCCUUCGCUGCCUUUCCCCUUCCCACCUACGCUGAGAAGCCAUGGAGGGCCUGAGGAAGCUACUGGUGGAGAAGGCGAGGGAGGUGAAGGGGGCGGACGAGCUCAAGGAGAGCGUGACGGAGUUUGUCAAGGAGAAGCUCGCGCAGCUGAUCCAUGUGUUGCAGGACGCCAUCGGGUUCCUGGCGGAGAAGCUGGACCUUGUCUUCCCGCCUGAGACCAGAGCCGAGACGCUGCACCGAUGGCUGCACGUUGGCUUAACGGUGGUCCUUCCCGUGGCUGUUGUGCUCCUCUGUCUCUACUGCUGCUGCUGCCGCGGCAACCGCUGCUGCUGCGGCGGCGGCAGCCGCGGCACUGGCCGGAUGAUGAGAGCGCCCGGGCGGCACGGCGCCGUCAUGCCCCGGGCAUCCUUCGAGAGCGACCCCCGGGGUUACUUCAUCAACCUUCGAGCCAAGAAGGAUCUUGUGUUCUAGAAGAACACUACAUGAUAAAUGCAUGGGGAGAGAGAGAGAGAGAGAGUUGUCUUCUAAGUAUGGAGUUGUGUGUGGGCUCUGAGAGUGUGUGUCUAUGCUGUGCGUGCUUCAGAUGGAAGUAAUAAGCUGUGUUAGAUGUCAUUUCUUGUUUAUCUCUUUGGAGAAAUUGUGUUUCAAUUGGCAGUGUUGAGAUCUACCGCUUUGGAGUUGCCUUAUGGCAUCUAUAAGACAUGGCCUUUGUUCA
This is a messenger RNA of Musa acuminata AAA Group (dessert banana), 729 nucleotides long. RefSeq lists its product as uncharacterized. The transcript has a single exon. Bases 57 to 485 code for a protein of 142 amino acids. The record is from RefSeq and is a predicted model, not a curated record. Lineage: Eukaryota; Viridiplantae; Streptophyta; Magnoliopsida; Zingiberales; Musaceae.